Messenger RNA from Ramularia collo-cygni, 990 nucleotides. RefSeq lists its product as uncharacterized. The transcript has 2 exons. Gene Ontology annotation, cellular component: cytoplasm. Gene Ontology annotation, molecular function: 2-oxopent-4-enoate hydratase activity. Bases 1 to 990 code for a protein of 329 amino acids. NCBI's taxonomy places the organism in Eukaryota, Fungi, Ascomycota, Dothideomycetes, Mycosphaerellales, Mycosphaerellaceae. The record is from RefSeq and is a predicted model, not a curated record.
AUGGCAGCAUUUCGAACACGACUAUGGCCUCGCUGCGGCUUUCCCAAAAAUGCGGCAAGUCUCAACAACUUGCAAAGGCGCCACUACGCUUUAGAGGCCAAUGAUUUUGAAGGCAUGCUCAAGCAAAAGUCCUUAUGGGAGACAUUCCCCGAUCACAUCCAAAAGCUCGCAGUCUUUCACGCCCGGGCCAACAAUUACCAAAUACCCCUGAUAUCGAAAGCAGCUGCAGGAGGACUCGACCAGAAGAAAGCCUACCACGUUGCAGCCGCCAUUCGGCAGUUACGAGAAAUGAAUGGCGAGAUUGCUGCUGGACGCAAAAUUGGAUUUACCAAUAACGCAUUACGGAAACAAUACAGCAUCGAUGCCAGCAACUGGAGCUACGUCUAUCGUAAUACCGUAGUGGAUAUUCCGGCAGAAGGUCUCAAGGAAGGAAAGUCGGUGCUAGCGAACAUCUCCCAUCUUUCUCAAUUAGAACCCAAGAUCGAGCCUGAGAUUAUCUUUGGGUUGAAACAGCCUAUCCAGUCGACCAUGAACGAUGUCGAAAUGCUGGAAUGUGUAGACUGGAUAGCACAUGGCUUCGAGAUUGUGGCAUCCAUCUUUCCUGGCUGGAAGUUCACUGCGGCAGAUACGACUGCGGCGUUCGCUCUGCAUGGACUUCUGCUCGUAGGUCCCCCAAUGCAGCUAGCAGGCCACUCGCAGAACUCGGGUGCUUUGCUCGAGAACCUUCCAAGUUUCAAUGUUGAGCUGUAUCGGAAUGGGCAGAUGGAAGAUAGUGGGACGGGUAGCAAUGUCCUGGGGAGCCCUCUGAACGCAUUGAGACAUCUGGCAGAGCUCCUUGAGAAAGACGACCACAAUCAACCUCUUCAGGCAGGUGAGAUCAUCACUACUGGAACUCUGACGAAAGCGUCGAGUAUCAAGAAUGGCGAUACGUGGAGUACUAAACUUCGUGGGAUUGAUCUGCCUGGACUCAAUGUCACCUUCCGUGUAUGA